AAAAUUUACAACAGAUAGUUUUAUACAAGAAAAUUGCGUGAUAAUAUCACACGAGUGAUGAAUAUGAACGAAUAACGAAUUAAAAAUGUAAAGUACUUUUAAAGUAGUGGAAAGCAGAUGACAUCCAGGGAAAGUGUAUAAAAAGUUACGUCGAAAGCGCACGAAAGAAGCGACGCGGUUCGCAAGAUUUUUAAAUUUUGAAAAAAGAACAAAAAUAAAAUGGAUUCGAAAUGCAGCAAAGUACAAUUUGAAAAGGCCCUUGAUAUGACAGUUCUGACCAGGUUUUGGGCGCUUCAACAUGCUGAUGAUGGUGAUGACGGGAAGUGUGACUAUGGCGAUGGCAUUUGAGACAUCGUCGGUGGCGUACCUGGUGCCGGCCAGUGCUUGUGAGCUGCUCACCACCAGUCAGCAGCAGGGGCUCAUGGCUGGCAUGCCGCUGAUUGGUAUCCUAGCCAUGUCAAACGUGUGGGGAUACUUGGCGGACACUCGUGGUCGGCGCAAGAUCCUCCUCCUGGCCUUGAUCCUGGGCUUCAUCACGUCUUCCUCAGCCACUCUAGCGCCUAACUGGAUCGUCUUCUGCGUGCUAAAGUUCCUGUCUUCAUCAGCGAUGGCUGGCACUUAUGGUCUAGGGAAUGCUUUCCUAAGUGAGUGCACUCCAUCCAACAAGAGAUCCACGCUGAUAGUCCUCGUCACAACCAUCUUCGCCUCAUCUGUCGGCGUAAUGGCAGCAUUGACAAUCCCGAUCCUUCCCCUAACAUUCUCCUUCUACAUGCCUGUGCUGGGGAUCUCCUUCAACUCCUGGCGUCUCCUCAACAUCAUCUUCAGUCUGCCUUGUGCCAUCGGCGCUGUCGGAGCCUUUCUGAGCCUCGAGAGUCCGAAGUACCUCCUCAGUGUUGGUCGCGAACAGGAGGCUUUGGAGGUCAUGAGGAAGAUGUUCGUCAUCAAUACUGGUGAAGACGCUGAUAGAUAUAAGGUAACUGGUGUGGUGCUAGACGAGGUGACGUCAUCGUCGACUUCCGGUUUCUGGCGCUCCGUGGUCAGCCAGACCAUCCCGCUGCUGAAGCCGCCGCUCAUCAAGAGCACCAUGCUGCUCUCUGCUAUCUUCGUCACUGUCUACAUCUGCGUGAAUCCUUUCACGGUGUGGCUGCCGUACAUGGUGGACGGAUUCAUGCGGUCGCUGGAGAAGGGGGAGCGAGGACUGACCUUCUGUGAGAUGCUGCGCUCCUCUCAGAACGAUACUGUUGAAGUUACGCAACCCAACGACUGCUCGAUGAACCACACGGCGAUGCUGAUGGUGUUGGGGCUAUACUUGCUGCAGGCUAUCCUCAACGUGCUCAUGUCCAUGAUGCUACCGAUUUGUGGGAGGAAGACCAUGCUUAUAUCCAUACAGGUUGUAGGCGGUAUCUGUGCUUUGGUGGUCAACUUUAGCACCAUCUGGGCGCUGACCGCUGUGCUCAUCAUUGCUUUCAUCACGGGGAUGCUCAACUUCGGUCUGCUGUCCACCUUUAGUGUCGAUAUGUUCCCCACUUAUGUCAAGGCCAUGGGUGUUUGUCUGACGCUGAUGGUGGGUCGUGGCAGCGCGGUUUUGGGCAUCAACCUGCUGAAAAGCCUGCUGUCCUACAACUGCGAGUACUCUUUCUACGUCUUCGGUAGUAUCUCUUUAGUGGGUGCUCUCAUGGCAUUGUUGCUGCCAUCAGAUAGAACAACCGAAAAGAAAGAUGUGGAAACUCCAAAAUAAAAAUAGAAAAAAAAUAUGAUUGUGUUGGAAAUACUAGAAAACAACUUACCUAUUGAUGUUGUAUAUAAUAAGUUAUGAAUACGUAUAUUUUAGUAGUAGACACCUCGAAUUGACUCGACCGGACUUCGCUUGGAUAAUAUAUUUUUUAUUAAAGCCAGAGUUAUUAUUAUAAAGUUGUGUGAGGGACAUAUCGUUUUACAAAACUUUCAUUCAUUGCUUUUUUGGUAUCGUAUAACCACAGUUUAUAAUGUUAACAUUAUAGAAGGAAAAAUUGAAGGGAAGAGAGGAAGGGGUAGAUCUACGAUAACAUUUAUGAAACAAAUAAAAGAGAAGGUGCAGGUCGUGUCGUAUCGGGAGGUGAAGGUUUUGGCGGGAAGAAGAGAGGAAUGGCGAUUACUCCACCGACAAGAGCGCAGCUCUUAAAUAGAGAGCGAUAACCACAGUUAUCGCUUGUACUACUACGCAAUGAACGGUCCAGCCAGAAAUGUCUCGUUGCGAUCGCUUCACACGCCGAUGCUUUUUUUUUGACGUGACUUAUUUUAGAUUUGCCGCAGAUGGCAUUAACUACUUCGGACUCGUGUAAUCUAGUGCUGAGGGCAUAUCUCCCUUGUUUUUAUGAUCCUAAACCGACUUUUAGUUACGACAAGAAUGGAAUGAUAAUAAUUGUAGACUAUAUACAUGAAGAAUAAACGGCCUAUAUACGUCCCACUGUUGGACACAGGCCUCCCUCAGCCGGAGGGGGUAUGGAGCAUACUUCACCACGCUGCGGAUUGGUGGAGCUGUUUUACGGCUAAUAGCCGGGACCGACAGCUUAAUGUGCCCUCCGAAGCACGGAAUCAUCUUACUUCUUCGGACAAUCAGGUGAUUCAAGCCUGGAACAUCCUUACCAAACAACGAAGAGUCUUACAGAGUGAUUUCAGGAAAAGAUCUUGUGCCAAACGCACUAACCGCUAGCACUAACCACGGAAGUUGUUAUAAAAUAUAUAGAAUGAUAAUAUAGUUUAUAAGCAGGUCGGUGAAUUGGUAACUGGCACGUAUUAUAAAUGCGUGGACGCAUUAAAAAUAUAUUUCUUUACUCCCAGCUCAGCAAUGAAAUUAUCGAUUGUUUGAAAGAAGUGAAAUUAAUACUUAAUUAUUAAUUAUACUGUACUGUUAAGAUAGUGGAAUUAACUGUGAUAAUUACUCGUAUACCUAACGCCUGAUACUUUUGUAAUGCAAAUGCUUAAAAUCAAUA
Molecule: messenger RNA, 2972 nt
Organism: Pectinophora gossypiella (pink bollworm)
Lineage: Eukaryota; Metazoa; Arthropoda; Insecta; Lepidoptera; Gelechiidae
Product: putative transporter svop-1
Exons: 11
Coding region: 299-1738 (479 amino acids)
Biological process (GO): transmembrane transport
Cellular component (GO): membrane
Molecular function (GO): transmembrane transporter activity
Source: RefSeq, a predicted model, not a curated record